Molecule: messenger RNA, 3293 nt
Organism: Gossypium raimondii (Peruvian cotton)
Lineage: Eukaryota; Viridiplantae; Streptophyta; Magnoliopsida; Malvales; Malvaceae
Product: histone-lysine N-methyltransferase CLF
Exons: 17
Coding region: 270-3029 (919 amino acids)
Biological process (GO): chromatin remodeling
Cellular component (GO): PcG protein complex
Molecular function (GO): protein binding; histone methyltransferase activity
Source: RefSeq, a predicted model, not a curated record
UAUUUUACAUUUUUCAACCUCAGUCUAUUUAAAAUAAUUAAAAAAACUCUGUAGAAAAGGAAAUAAAAACAAAAAAUGACCCUACGAAAAAAAAAAAAAAAGGUUAAAGAGAGGGAAAGAAAGUUGUUCCAAUUAGGGUUUGAAGCUUGACCCGCCAAAAAACCUAGUUUGCUUGUUUUACUCCUCCGGCAUUGUCUUCUUAUGAAUUGGAUCCCGAUCCGGAUCUUCCUAUCUACUUUUUCGGACUCUAACCGCUUCUCUCUCCGACUAUGACAGCGAAACAUUCGCGUUCUGCUUCGGCGGAUAGAUCGGAACCUCCUAAGGAUUCCUCGAUGACUCAGAUUGAAGGAAAAACCCUGUCCGUUAAGGAGAUUUUAUCAGUAAUUGAUUCGUUAAAGAAACAAGUUGCUGUAGAUCGAUCUCUGUCUGUAAAGACAAGGUUGGAAGAAAACAAGCAAAAACUAGUUGGUAUAACAAGCCAUCUUUAUAAAUUGUCAAAGGAACGGAGAAGCAGUUGGAUUAUUGACACCGAUAGUGCUUCUGAUCUAUUGACAAAGCGGCAAAAAGAUGCACUUGGUAUGCAAAAUGGCAUUGAUGCAAGUAAUGGGGAUAAGGAUGGUUAUAGCUAUCAAGAACCUUCUACAGCAGUUCUUAUGGGAUCUAGUAUUCCAGUUAAGAAUGCUGUUCGCCCUAUUAAGCUUACUGAAGUAAAAAAGCUGCCACCUUAUACAACAUGGAUAUUUCUAGACAGAAAUCAAAGAAUGACAGAGGAUCAAUCAGUGGUGGGUAGAAGGAGAAUAUACUAUGAUCAAAAUGGUGGUGAAGCACUUAUCUGCAGCGACAGUGAGGAGGAACUACUUGAGGAAGAUGAAGAAAAGAAAGAUUUUGUUGAAUCUGAAGACUUUAUCCUCCGAAUGGCUAUCAAGGAAGUUGGUUUGUCUGAUCCGGUGCUGGAAUCACUAGCACAGUGUUUGUCUAGAAGUCCAGCUGAUGUCAAGGCAAGAUACGAAACUCUUAUGAAGGAGGACACUGGGGCCUCUAAGAAUAGGGAUACUGAAGAACAAAAUUGGAAUUCCUUUCUCGAUAAGGAUCUUGAAGCAGCUCUUGAUUCUUUUGACAAUUUAUUUUGUAGACGGUGCCUUGUCUUUGAUUGCAGAUUACAUGGAUGUUCUCAGGACCUAAUAUUUCCUGCUGAUAAACAAACUCCAUGGAAUCGUACAGAUGAUGAGAAUGCACCAUGUGGUCUGCAUUGCUAUCGUUUGGUACUUAAGUCAGAAAGAAAUGACACAGUUAGGUCUCCAAUGAAUCCCGAAGACAAGUCAAAUUCUUCAUCUGAUGGUGUUGCGGCACAAAUAUCAUCUAGUAAGAAAUCUGCUGGUCCAUCUACCAGGAGGAAGGCAAAGUCAAGCCAAAGUGAAAGUGCUUCAUCCAAUGCCAAAAAUCUUUCAGAAAGUAGUGACUCGGAGAUAAGACCCAGGCAUGAAGACUCCUCACCUAUUCCUCAGUUAUCACCUUCUAAGAAUAAAAUUGCUGGAAAAUCUGGCAUUCUCAAGAGAAAUAGCAAGCGAGUAGCUGAACGAGUUUUAAUUUGCAUGCGCAAGAGGCAGAAGAAGAUGGAAGCUUCCGAAUCUGAUUCUCUUGUGAGUGGAGGUGUUUCACCUACAGAUAUGAGACUCAGGUCUAAUCCACGAAAAGAAAAUGAAGAUGCUACGUCUUCUUCGCAAAAGGAUGUGAAAUCCUCAAACACAGGAAGGUCUAGGAGGAAAGAUUGGCCAUUAAAAGGAGUGCAAGGAGAAAUACCCUACAGUGAGACUGUUAAUGAUCUGGCUCAGACUAGUAGCAAUGGUUGCCUGAGAAAUGAAGAGUUUGUGGACGAAAAUUUAUGUAAACAAGAACUAAGUGAUGAUAAAUCUUGGAAAGCUAUUGAAAAAGGUCUUUUUGAUAAAGGUCUGCAGAUUUUUGGUAGGAACAGCUGUUUGAUUGCCAGAAAUCUUUUAAACGGAUUGAAGACAUGUUGGGAGGUUUUCCUAUACAUGACCUGCUUUGACAAUAAGCUGGCUUGCCAUGCAGCUGAUGGUGUUUUAUCUCUUCUUGAAGGGUGUUCCAAAUUUGACCUUAAUGGAGCUAUGGGAAAUAAUGAAGUAAGACGGAGAUCAAGAUUCUUACGUAGAAGAGGUAGAGUCCGUCGUUUGAAAUAUACCUGGAAAUCAGCUGCAUAUCACUCUAUCAGGAAAAGGAUUACUGAGAGGAAAGAUCAGCCAUGCCGGCAGUAUAAUCCGUGUAGCUGUCAAACUGCUUGCGGAAAGCAAUGUUCUUGCCUUUUAAAUGGAACAUGCUGUGAAAAAUACUGCGGAUGUCCUAAGAGUUGCAAGAAUCGAUUUAGAGGUUGUCAUUGUGCUAAAAGUCAAUGCCGAAGUCGUCAGUGUCCAUGCUUUGCUGCAGACAGGGAAUGUGAUCCGGAUGUUUGUAGAAAUUGCUGGGUCAGUUGUGGUGAUGGCACCGGUAGUCUUGGGGUUCCUCCACAAAGAGGUGACAAUUAUGAAUGCAGAAAUAUGAAGCUUCUUCUGAAACAGCAACAAAGGGUCUUGCUUGGAAGAUCAGAUGUUUCUGGAUGGGGAGCUUUUUUGAAGAAUAAUGUUGGCAAGCAUGAAUACCUUGGUGAGUACACUGGAGAGCUGAUCUCCCACAGGGAAGCAGAUAAGCGUGGAAAGAUAUAUGACCGUGAAAAUUCAUCAUUUCUAUUCAAUCUGAAUGAUCAGUUUGUUCUUGAUGCAUACCGAAAAGGUGACAAAUUGAAGUUCGCCAACCAUUCUCCUGAGCCUAAUUGCUAUGCCAAGGUCAUUAUGGUUGCAGGGGAUCACCGUGUGGGUAUAUUUGCCAAAGAACGAAUCAAUGCAGGAGAGGAACUAUUCUAUGACUACCGUUACGAGCCAGACAGAGCUCCUGCCUGGGCUAGAAAACCCGAGGCAUCUGGGUCCAAAAAAGAGGAUGGUGCUCCUUCGAGCGGACGAGCUAAGAAACUUGCUUAACCUUAUUGACACAUUCAAAAUUUUUUUGCCAUUCUUUCGUAGGUACAACUUAGAAAGGUCAUUCUCAUUUGGCAUUGAUAGAUAGGAAAAACUGAAUGUUCUCAUUUUGUUGUUGGGGAUACCCUUAUUUUCAUCUCAACUGAUAACCUUGUUUGAUUUUUGACUUAAAAGACCGUUUUGUAUUCGCAUAACUUGAAAAAACCUCCACCCAACAUGUUUAAUUUCGAAUACAAAUAUGAAGAUGCAAAUCUUUUUCUAACCUCA